Messenger RNA from Trichoderma virens Gv29-8, 855 nucleotides. RefSeq lists its product as uncharacterized. The transcript has a single exon. The record is from RefSeq and is a predicted model, not a curated record. Bases 1 to 855 code for a protein of 284 amino acids. Gene Ontology annotation, molecular function: methyltransferase activity. NCBI's taxonomy places the organism in Eukaryota, Fungi, Ascomycota, Sordariomycetes, Hypocreales, Hypocreaceae.
AUGGCGCAAACCAAUCUGCCGAGUUACUAUGCGCGAGGCCACUCGGACUACACCAUCGCAACCCACUUGAGGCGUAAGGCGGAAACAGACGCCGCCUUCCUGCUCCCCCAUAUCAAGGCGACAGACCAUAUUCUUGAUGUAGGCUGCGGCCCGGGUACCAUAACGACAGGCUUGGCAAAAUACGCCAGUCAGGGUACCACAAUUGGUAUAGACAUCUCAUCAGAUGUUUUACAAAAGGCCAAGGCCCUAGCAGACGAAUCCAAUGUACCCACUCAGGGGCCAGGCUCUGUCGUCUUCGAAGAGGGCAACGUUGUGGACGGGCUUCCCUAUCCUGAUAAUACGUUUGAUGUCGUCUUUAGCUCUCAGGUCCUCGGGCAUCUUCCACAGCCCGACUUACCACUCCGGGCGUUGGCCGAAAUGCGGCGGGUCUUGAAGCCGGGUGGUAUCCUAGCUACUCGAGACGGCAUGGGCAACCACUUUUACCCGCAGAGUUUUGACCUUGAUCGCCUCUGGGGAGGGAAUCAGCUUCGAGCAUCACGCAAAGGAGCACCUGAGACAGACCCUACUGCGACAGUAAUGCCAGCGCUUCUUCGCAGUGCGGGCUUCGAUGCCGACGGAGGGAAGGUACGAGUUGGUGCUGCGGCUGGUGUGUUUUCAGGCCCGGAAACCCGCAAACGAUUGGCCUGGCGUGCCGACGGCCAGUUGCAAAAAGGAGAUCCUUUUUAUCAGAGCUGGCUGGAUGCUGGUAUUACCGAAGAUGAGAUCCAGCAGACGCUACACGCCGUACGAAAGUGGGCUGACACGGAGGAUGCCUGGCUCGUGAUUGUGCAGUGCGAAAUGCUUGCGUGGAAAUAG